Messenger RNA from Sugiyamaella lignohabitans, 417 nucleotides. RefSeq names its product mitochondrial 37S ribosomal protein RSM18 (gene RSM18). The transcript has a single exon. Lineage: Eukaryota; Fungi; Ascomycota; Dipodascomycetes; Dipodascales; Trichomonascaceae. The record is from RefSeq and is a predicted model, not a curated record. Bases 1 to 417 code for a protein of 138 amino acids.
AUGUUCAAGCGACAGUUGACCAAAUCCUUUAGAUUAGGAGAGGGUGUUCUGUCCUCUUCCAGGCUAUUCAGUAGCUCAAACUUGUGUGCAGCCGAAGCACCUGACAAGCAAACACAAAACCAAAGAUGGGCAGCUUCAGUUAAGAAGUCACGCCCCCACCAACCUGUCGGAAGUGCUAUUCAAGCCAGUAUAAAUAGCAUGCAAAGGAAUCAGGAGGCAUCUAAGAGAGAAGCUGAAAAGAAUGCAAUCGAUAAUUCCUUUGUCAAAAAGUUCCAGCCGGGAUCAACGUAUGAUCCUUUCGACUUUUCUUUAGCCAGAUUGAGACUCGACAAAAUCAAUCAACAAGCAAUUCUGAAGAAAGAUAGAUUUAAGAAAGUAAAGUUGAAUCCUUUAGCAUUAUGGACUGUAAGUAUCUAG